This is a messenger RNA of Chilo suppressalis (striped riceborer), 858 nucleotides long. The record is from the annotation of a GenBank genome assembly. Lineage: Eukaryota; Metazoa; Arthropoda; Insecta; Lepidoptera; Crambidae.
AUGGGCAGGGGGCACACCUGCCGACAGUGCCCAUCUGAGCACGACCGCAGCCAGGCGUGCUUCCGGUGUGGGCAGCAGGGACACAAGGCGGCGGAAUGCGCUGCCGAGCCCUGUUGCGCCAUAUGCAAAGAGAGUGGUCUGCCGGCCGACCAUGUAAUGGGGAAAGGGAGUGGAUAUUGUGAAAUAAAAUUGGUGUGGUUUUGUGUAACAACUGUCUGCGUAACUGAAGAAUUAGUGGAAUCGUUAAAAUAUACGCUAUUCCGGUCAAGUGGACGUAUUUACAUUUUUCUAAAAGGAAUGGAAGGUGACGGUACUGAAAAUUCUAAAGAUUCUAAGUCUUUUUCGGGCAUCCCUGAAGCAGUUUUUGUUGACAAUGUUGACAAAUACAUGAACUUGCCUGAGAAUUCUGGAGGCGUUGAUAAAGUACUUCGACAGUUAGAUGAACAACAUGGCAAAUAUAAAUUUAUGGAAUAUACAUUGGCUACAAAGAGGAGACGUCUUCGACAACAAAUUCCUGAUUUGGCUAGAUCACUUGAAAUGAUAGAAAAAUUGAAAACUCAAUCUGAACCCAUCGACACUCAAUUUCUACUGAGUGACCAGGUAUUUGUUAAGGCUAAUAUUUCACCAACAAAGAUAGUCUACCUUUGGCUUGGAGCAAAUGUUAUGUUGGAGUAUUCAUUAGAAGAUGCAGAGGUGUUACUUGCCUCAAAUAUGGCUACUGCAAAAAAGAACUUGGAAUGUGUGGAACAUGACUUAGACUUCCUAAGGUACUGUGAUGUAGUUCUUAUGGUGCCUUUACAAAGUUGUACUAGGGUACACAUAGCCACCUACAGUUCAAGUAUGGGUUACUUGAACUGA